This is a messenger RNA of Diaporthe citri, 831 nucleotides long. RefSeq lists its product as uncharacterized. The record is from RefSeq and is a predicted model, not a curated record. Bases 1 to 831 code for a protein of 276 amino acids. The transcript is spliced from 2 exons. Lineage: Eukaryota; Fungi; Ascomycota; Sordariomycetes; Diaporthales; Diaporthaceae.
AUGGGUUUCUUCCGCGACGACGGCAGCACUGCUAGCUUGAUCCACAAACCCACAAUGACGAUCACCGAGGACGACGCCACAACUGUCCACGACGAUGCGAGGCAAAUAACAACUGGUGUGCAAACGGGUCGAUGUGGUGUGCUUGAGCACUGCGAGUGCGCUAGCAUAACUUGCCAGAACCGCGAACUACAACUGCCAGCUACCACGAAGACCAUAUACGAGUCCUGGACUCUGGCGUAUCAUCGGCCCACAGUGCACGUCAGUCCUCAGCUGAAGAGCUUCUGCAUUUUUCAAUAUCUGCUCAAAAACACCACGACUGUACCAGGUCGAGUCAUGUCCAUCGAGCCAAAGACGCAAUAUGGCCAGAAGGAGCUUGCCGAGGUGGUGUAUUGUGUGCGAGAUCAGCACAAGCCAAAGCUCUUCAGGUCGGGGAAUUACGACAAGGAUGUCGAAACCCGUCUGAGGAGCCUCGACUGGACGGUCCAGGACGAGCUUUACAAGCUGAUCAGGGAUCGCACUGAGAACGCCAGCAACGCGUUCCGGCGCAGGGAGUACAAGCUUGUCGUGCUCCUGGAAGUUCCUGGAGGCGAGAUGACUGAUGCGGGAACUGGCAAGCAGUGCAGCAAGAGGUGGUGUAGGAUGAUGAGGAAGCUCAGGCGCACUAAAGCACCACACGUGGAGUACCGUGUCAUCCUUCGAGGAAGCGAGGUGCUGAACAGUGAUGCUGGCUGGGGCUCAUACGACAGAUAUGCCCAGCCAUGGAAGCUGGCUGAUGAGGCCGAGUUGGCGAAUGCCAGGGAGAAGAGCGGAUACCAGGAGAUCCUGAACUGA